This is a messenger RNA of Limanda limanda (common dab), 1773 nucleotides long. Its product is annotated as frizzled-8-like. Gene Ontology annotation, cellular component: plasma membrane. The transcript is spliced from 2 exons. The coding region runs from base 52 to 1773 and encodes 573 amino acids. Gene Ontology annotation, molecular function: Wnt-protein binding; Wnt receptor activity. Gene Ontology annotation, biological process: canonical Wnt signaling pathway; non-canonical Wnt signaling pathway. NCBI's taxonomy places the organism in Eukaryota, Metazoa, Chordata, Actinopteri, Pleuronectiformes, Pleuronectidae. The record is from RefSeq and is a predicted model, not a curated record.
GACAGAGGAUGGUGCAUCCUCCUGGCCCUGGUCUGGCACGGCACGGGUUGCAUGGGGGCCAAGGAGCUCCAGUGCCAGGAGAUCUCGGUCCCCCUUUGCAAAGGGAUCGGGUACAAUCACACCUUCAUGCCCAACCAGUUCCACCACGACACCCAGGACGAGGCGGGUCUGGAGGUGCACCAGUUCUGGCCCCUGGUGGAGAUCAAGUGCUCCCCGGACCUGCGGUUCUUCCUGUGCAGCAUGUACACCCCCAUCUGCCUGGAGGACUACAAGAAGCCCCUGCCCCCCUGCAGGAGCGUGUGCGAGCGGGCCCGGGCCGGCUGCGCCCCCCUGAUGAGGCAGUACGGGUUCCCGUGGCCGGACCGGAUGCGGUGCGACCUGCUGCCGGAGCAAGGGAACCAGGACACGCUGUGCAUGGACCACAACGGGAGCCAGACCACCACCGUGUCCCCCCCGGUGCCGGUGAAGCCCACCCAGCGACCCCUGAAGCCCUUCAACCCGAGGAAGAAGAGCGGGUACGGUCGAGGGGGGGUCCCGGGGAAACACGUCAAACCCGCAGCACCCCCUCUUCUCCCCUGCGAGUCCGGCUGCUUCUGCCGGGCCCCCAUGGUCCCGGUGCCCGGAGACCACCCGCUGCGCAACCGGGUCCAGACGGGCCAGGUCCCGAACUGUGCCAUGCCGUGCCACAACCCGUACUUCACCGCGGAGGAGAGGAGCUUCACCAGCUUCUGGAUCGGACUCUGGUCCAUCCUGUGCUUCCUGUCCAGCUUCUGCACCGUGGCCACGUUCCUGAUCGACAUGGACCGGUUCCAGUACCCGGAGCGACCCAUCAUCUUCCUGUCCGCCUGCUACAUGCUGGUCUCCCUCGGGUACAUCGUGCGCCUGGUGGCCGGGCACGAAGCGGUGGCCUGCACCCGGGACCACGGCCUGGACCAGAUCCACUACGACACCACGGGUCCGGCUCUGUGCACGGUGGUCUUCCUGCUCAUCUACUUCUUCGGCAUGGCCUCGUCCAUCUGGUGGGUGAUCCUGUCCCUGACCUGGUUCCUGGCGGCCGGGAUGAAGUGGGGCAACGAGGCCAUAGCGGGUUAUUCCCAGUACUUCCACCUGGCGGCCUGGCUCGUCCCCAGCAUGAAGUCCAUCGCGGUCCUGGCCCUGAGCUCCGUGGACGGGGACUCCGUGGCCGGGAUCUGCUACGUGGGGAACCAGAACCUGGACAACCUGCGCGGGUUCGUGCUGGCGCCCCUGGUCAUCUACCUGUUCAUCGGCACCAUGUUCCUGCUGGCCGGCUUCGUGUCCCUGUUCCGGAUCCGGAGCGUCAUCAAGCAGCAAGGGGGGACCAAGACGGACAAGCUGGAGCGGCUGAUGAUCCGGAUCGGGGUCUUCUCGGUGCUCUACACGGUCCCGGCCACGGUGAUCGUGGCGUGUUACUUCUACGAGCAACACAACCGGGAGGCGUGGGAAAUUACGCACAACUGUACGUGCCAGUCGGACCAGGACCAGGACCCGGGCCCGAGGCAGCAGCAGAAACCGGACUACGCAGUGUUCAUGCUGAAGUACUUCAUGUGCCUCCUGGUGGGCAUCACCUCGGGGGCCUGGGUCUGGUCCGGGAAGACCCUGGAGUCCUGGAGGCGGUUCUGCACCCGCUGCUGCUGGGGGUCCAAGACCUCGUCCGGGUCCAUGUACAGUGACGUCAGCACCGGGUUGACGUGGAGGUCCGGCACGGCGAGCUCCGGGUCCUGCCCCAAGCAGAUGCCUCUGUCCCGGGUCUGA